Molecule: messenger RNA, 345 nt
Organism: Penicillium canariense
Lineage: Eukaryota; Fungi; Ascomycota; Eurotiomycetes; Eurotiales; Aspergillaceae
Exons: 3
Coding region: 1-345 (114 amino acids)
Source: RefSeq, a predicted model, not a curated record
AUGAAAACCGAAGCAUCACUCAUCCUAGUCAAGGCGUUGAAUAUGGAGUCAGAGGGCACGGACACCUAUUCUGUCCCUUCCGAGAAAUCCUCUACGGUACCCUCGGAGACAAGUGACGACCGUGAUUUCAUCGCUUCGGAUUCAGAGAGAUUGUCAUACACCUCGCAUGAUUCAUCGGAUGUUUUAUAUCUUUUCCAUGGGUCUUCGCGAGCUGAGGGAGAAUUUGGUGUUCAGGACGGAAAGAUUCCAAUCAAAACAAUUGCGCGACAGUCGGUCAUGCAGAAUGGCCAACCUGUCACCAAGUAUCUUGUUCUGUGGUACUCGUGGGAAGAUGAUGAGAUGUGA